AUAAAAUGGUUUUGUUUAUUAUAUUAAAAAGAAAGACAAAAAUAAAUAACAAAGAAGCGUCCUCUGAAUUGAAGUGAUUCUGGUUCAGUAUGUUCUCACAAAACCUUGUACGUCUGCUUGUAUUUCUUGCAAGUUUUAUCACUAUUUGCCAAAGUAUGUGUGAUCAAAGACCAUAUGGUGGAAAAAUGAUGUGUUGCACUGGAAAAGAUGCACAAUGUUUUGUAAAGAUGGAGAACAACCGUACACCUGGACGAACUAAUGCAAUAUGUUACUGCGAUUCACACUGUAAAUUUACAGACGACUGUUGCCAAGACUACGAUAAAAUACAAAAGCUCUGUCAGGGAGCUAUUGAUUGCGAGGUAAGCGAGUGGGGAGAUUGGGGGAACUGCAGCUCUUCUUGUGGAUCCGGGGUAAUGAACAGAAGGCGCAAAAUAACCCAGAUGCCAUCUAACGGAGGAAAAACAUGUCCUAUUCUCUUACAAACACGAGGCUGUAACACAAACAAUGUGUGCAAAGACAAUUACGAAAGCGCAUUGAUUUUACCGACAACGUAUCGCCGACAACCUUUGGGAGAAUUUAUGUUUGAAAAUAUUUUGCCAGUUGAAAAAUCAAGUGAAUUAACUGAAAAACAACGAAUAUCACCCACAUAUUCGUAUUGCGUACACUAUAGGAUGAGUUACAAGCGCUCCUCUUGUGAAAAUACAUGGGCCGAUAGUUUUAUAAGCAGCGUUCCAGUAUGUGCAGAAUGUCAAUCGCGUGUUAUGAAUGAUGGUCGAUGUAGAGGAGAAGGAUCCAUUGGUGUUAAAACUCGAUGGAAAGCAUUGGGAUUAUCUCAAUGUCAAGGGGACUGGAUUCGACUUGGGCCAAUUAUUCCGAAUUGCACAUGUGACGAAAAUGGGUUUUCAAAUUUUGUUUUUGUGUAAAACAAGUCCGCGCUUAUGUACAUUUAGAGAAAACUUACUACAUUGAACCAAACAUUUAAUUGCCGCAAAUGUGAAAUUCAAAAAGAAAGAAUAACUUUUGUAAAUAAUAUACAGCAAAUAUUUUAUAUUAUUUAUUAAUUUCAAUUUCCAAUUUGUGCAUUGACAAAAAAAUGCACAAGAAAUGCAAAAGAUAUUGAAUUAUAUUUUUAUCAGAUAUUUUAACCCUUUUUUUGUAAAUUUAUGACACAUAAUAAAAACGUAAAAAAUAAUUGA
This is a messenger RNA of Hydra vulgaris (swiftwater hydra), 1196 nucleotides long. Its product is annotated as somatomedin-B and thrombospondin type-1 domain-containing protein. The record is from RefSeq and is a predicted model, not a curated record. Lineage: Eukaryota; Metazoa; Cnidaria; Hydrozoa; Anthoathecata; Hydridae.